UCCUGUGGACACCACCGAGCGACGACCUACUCAGCUUCUUGUCCUGUCACGCUUCACAAAGCUUUAUAAUGGCUACUCAGGGAAUCACCUUCGCCGCCCUCCUCCUCGCCCUGGCCGCCCUCACGCACGCAGCCGACACCACCAACAAAAACGACGCACGACUUCUCUUCGAAGACGCCAACAAAUCCGUCACCAUAGGCGUCGAUUCCAUCUUCUACAUCGGGGUCAUCGCCGUCGGCCUGCUCUUGGUCGCGUCUUUCCUGGGGGUCUUCGGGACAACGGCCAAGGUUGCUCAGCCCUACGAAUACGUCUCCGCUACUGCUUACGGUGCAGCCCCAGCCUACGAUGAGAAGAGCACCUUCAAAGUGCACCAAGUUAUUGAAGACGCCAUCAACAAGUUCCAGUAGAGACCGCGAGGCUAAAAUCUCCUGCUGAAAAUGGCGAAAAAUAAAAAACUUUCGUGUAAGUUCCAGUAGAGACCGCCAGCUUAAAAGCCUCUCGCUGAAAAUAUCUUCAACUGAAACCCUCUUCUUUCCCAUCAAGUAAAGAGUUUAAAAUCUCUUGGUGGGAAAAAAAAAUCUAAAAAAAAAUUAUCAUUCUGGCGUCUCCAUACAUUAAGAUAUUUGUCAGCCUUUUUCCAUAAUUUCUUCAUGAUGCCAAAUGCGAAGAAAAAAAUAUUAAAAAUAUAUCGUACAUACAGGUAAAUAGAAAAAAA
Molecule: messenger RNA, 715 nt
Organism: Penaeus vannamei (Pacific white shrimp)
Lineage: Eukaryota; Metazoa; Arthropoda; Malacostraca; Decapoda; Penaeidae
Source: RefSeq, a predicted model, not a curated record